AUGAGCCAGGAGGCCAACCUCCAACUGGACGCGAGGGAACUGUGGGACCGUAUUGUGCGGCUGCUCAGCCUCAGCGAACACUCAGAAUGGCUAAACGACAAGGUGCAGGUCUUCAUCCCCGGUGCUGCGCCGGGCUCCGUAGACCAGGAUGAGGACCCUGCCCAGAGGGUCUCUCUGCAGCUGUGGCGGCUGUACCACCAGGGCCCGGCCACUUGGAAGGGAUUCAUCCACUGCCUGUGCAUGGAGCUGAACCUGCUGCUGGAUCUGGAGGUGCUACUGAUGAGCACCUGGGGACGCGAGGAGGGGGACCGCCAUCGAGAGGAGGCUGAGGAAGAGAGUUUACAUGAGUCUCAGUCCCACACUGAGCUGGCCAAGAGCUACCUGCAGCGGCUGAGGACCUCUGCCCAGCAGCGCUACACAGUGGACGUCCCUGAGCCUGGGUGGGCCCUUGUCCCCCAGCAGGUCUACGUACCCCCAAUCCUGCAGUGGAGCCGGGCCCCGUCACCCCUGGACUCUCAGGAGGCACCCAGGGGCCCCCUGAUGGAAGACGGCCCCCAAGUCAGCCUCCAGGACCUCUUCCCCACUAGGACCGGCAAGGGCACCCGGGUGACCGUGCUCCUGGGGCAGGCGGGCAUGGGGAAGACCACCCUAGCCCAGUGGCUCUGCCGGAGGUGGGCGGACGGGCAGCUGCAGUGCUUCCAGGCCGUGUUCCUGUUCGAAUUCCGCCUGCUCAACCUCCUCCCCCAGCCGCUGACGCUCUCCCAGCUCCUCUUUGACGCGUCCCUGGGCCCCGAGGCGGCGCCCGUCACGGCCCCCGGCGCGGUGCUGCAGUUCCUGGAGGAGAGAGCCGAGGGUGUCCUGCUCAUCUUCGACGGGUUGGACCAGGCCCUGCAGUCUGGCACCGAGGCCCCCGGCUCAGCCCUCGCCCUCUUCUCGGGCCUCUGCCAAGGGACCCUUCUGCCCGGCUGCCAGGUGAUGGCCACCUCGCGCCCGGGGAAGCUGCCCGCCUGCCUGCCCAAGGAGGCCGCCCUGGUCCACAUGUGGGGCUUCGACGAACCACGGGUGGACGAGUAUGUGACCCGCUUCUUCGGCGACCAGGCGGCCCGGGAGGCAGCCCUGUCCACGUUGCGGGCAAAUAGGCAUGUCCAGAGCGUGUGUGCCAUCCCGGCUCUCUGCCAGCUCGCCUGUUUCUGCCUCCGCCACCCGCUCCCCAGCUGCUCCGGGGGCCCAGUGGCCGCCCUCCCGCCCACGGUCACGCAGAUGUACCUGCAGCUUGUGCUCAUACUCAGCCUGCAGAGGCCGCUGCCCGCCGACGCCCUGCUGGGCCUGGGCGAGGUGGCCCUGAAGGGCCUGAAGGACGGAAAGGUCAUCUUCAUCUUCUCCGGGGAAGAACUCUGUCCACCUGUGAUGGCCUGUGGGGCUGACCACGGCCUGCUGACCUCUCACCGCGUGUGCACAGGCCCGGGACACCAGGAGAUCGGCUACGCCUUCCCCUCCCUCAGCCUGCAAGGAUUUUUUGCCGCCCUGUACCUGAUGGUCAGUGCCACAGUGGACAAAGAGGAGCUGGCCCGCCACGUGGCCCUCUUCUCGCGCUGGGUGCUGAGGACCGUGGCGAGCCCACGCCUCUUGGACGCCCUCCCCGCCUUCCUGGCGGGCCUGGCCUCCCGCUCUUGCCGGCCCUUCCUCAGCCGCCUGGCCCAGAGCGACGAGGCGUGGCUGGGCGCCAGGCAGGCGGCCGUGAUACAGGCGCUGAGGAACUUGGCCGCCCGCAAGCUCACGGGCCCCAAGGUGGUUGAGCUCUGUCGCUGCAUCGAGGAGACGCAGGAGCCCGAGCUGGCCAGCUUCAGCGCCCAGAACUUCCCCCUUCAUCUGCCCUUCCAUAAUUUCCGGCUCACCUAUGGUGACCUGGCUGCCGUGACCAAUGUCCUGGGGCACAGGGAAGAACCCAUCCACCUGGAGUUUGAGGGCUGCCCCCUGGAGCCCUGCAGCCCUGAAGUCCUGGCAGGCUGUGGGCAGAUAGAGUGCCUGAGCUUUAAGAGCAGGAAGUGCGGGGAUGACUUUGCCAAAGCCCUCUCCAGGAGUUUGCCCACCAUGGGGAGCCUGAGGAAGCUGCGGCUGUCCGGAAGUAAGAUCACUGCCCGUGGCAUCGGUUGGCUGUUGGAGGCCUUGCUUCUCUGUACACAGCUGGAAGAGAUCUGCUUUCAGGACAACCAGUUCAAGGACCAGGAGGUGCAGGACAUCGUGAAGGAGCUCCUGGCUCUGCCACGCCUCCAGAAGCUCGACCUGAGCUGCAAUGAUGUCUCGGUGGCCACCCUGCUCCUCUUGACAAAGGUGGCAGUCACAUGCCCUGCCGUGAGGAUGCUGCAGGUCAGCGAGACGGAUCUUGUCUUCCUUCUCUCCCCGCCUGCAGAGACAAAUGGGGAUCUUCAAAGAGCCUCAGACCGACAGGGAACUGCCAUCCAGAAGAAGGAGACCCAGGACCGAAGCUUGAGUCUCAGGCUCCAGAAGUGUCAGCUCAGGGUCCACAAUGUGGAGAUUCUCCUAGCCCAUCUCCAGGAGGGCCUCCAACUGGAAGAAGUGGACCUUUCAGGGAACCACCUGGACGAUGAAGGCUGCCGAUUGAUGGUGGAGGCUGCAGCCCGGCUGGGCAUCAUCAGGAAACUGGAUCUCAGCAAUAAUGCGCUCUCCCAGUCGGGUCUAUACUGCGUGCUGCGGGCGGCCAGCAGGCGUCGGACGCUGGUGGAGCUGCACAUCAGCCUGAUGCACGGCACCGCCAUCUUCACCUUCUCACCAGAGCAGGAAGAGCAGGAGGACCCCCAGAAGCGGGCUGCUUCUCUCCAGAGCCCGCAGAUGCCAUCUGAGCUGCCUCCCCGCGCCCCCAAAAUCAGGUUGGCACACUGUGGCCUGCAGGCUAAACACCUAGGACAGCUGUGCAAGGCUCUGGGAAGAGGCUGCAGCUGGGGUCACCUGGACUUCUCCAGCAACGCUCUGGGGGAUGAAGGUGCCGUCCAGCUGGUCCAGCUGCUCCCGGGCCUGGGCCCCCUGAGCUCUCUGGAUCUCAGCGAGAACAACAUGUCACUGGAAGCCGUGCUCAAGUUGACCAAGUGCUUCUCCACUCUGCAGUGGCCUCUCCUCUUAGACAUCGGCCUCGAGAGCCAACGCGUCAUCCUGAGAGGGGACAGAAGAGACAGGAGCCCCGCCGAGGCUGCUCGAUCUUGGUCAGCGCUCCCAAUCGGCACCCAGGGCGCAAGGCUCAGUUCUGGUGUCCCCAGGAGCUUCUGCCUCGAGGAGUGCCGCCUGGAGCCCUCCAACCUACGCCUUCUGUGUGAAGCUCUGGAGCCGUGCCCAGGGCCGCUGGAGGUCAGACUCUCCUGCCAGGACCUGAGCAGCCAGAGCCUGGAGACGCUGCUGCAGUGCCUGCCACAGCUGCCCCAGCUCAGCCUGCUGCGACUGAACCUGGCAGAGGGCCUGUCACCAUGGAUCCCCAUCUCGCUGGCCAACCUCCUCAGCCUGGACCCACGCGUCCAGAAGGUGGAUCUAAGGUCCCUACGGCACUUGACCCUGCACUUCCGGUCCAUCGAGGAGCAGGAAAGCGGGUGCUACUGCCGGUUCACAGACUGCAGCCUGAGCCCGGAGCACGUGGAGACGCUGUGCAUGUUGCUGAGCAAGUGUGAGGACCUCAAGGAGCUGGACCUCUCUGCAAACCAGCUGGGAGACACCGGGUUCAGGGCCCUCAUGGCGCACCUGCCCCAGAUGCCGCUGUCGGGCUUGCUGGAUCUCAGUCGGAAUGGCCUCUCGCAGGAAGCUGUCCUGGGCCUGCUGCACGCUCUGCCUGCCUGCCCACGUGUGCGGGAGGCCACCGUGAGUCUGAGCUCUAGCAGCUUCCAGAUCCACGUGGGCCCACGGGAGGAGGCGGGGAAGACACUGAGGUUGAGCCAAUGCAGCUUCCGGCCAGAUCACGUGCCCAGACUGGCCAGCAGCCUGAGCCAGGCCUUACAGCUGACAGACAUCACGCUGACCCACUGUGACCUGGGCCCGGAGCAGCUGGCCACGGUCCUGCGCCUGGUGAGGAGGCCGCGGGGACAUCUGAGCCUCAGCGUGACGGAGCCGUGGGUGGACAGGACCAAGGUGCCUGUCCCACUCGAGGUCUGUGCCCAGGCCUCAAGAAACAUCACUGAGAUAAGCCUCGACGGGUUCCAGCAUCAGCUCCGCCUCCAGCUGGAGUUUCCUGGCCUGGAGAGCCCGGAUUCCUGCAGGCCGGCUGACUACGAGGCUGAGACUCAUCCCAGCCUUCUUUCCGGGCAGCUGUGGAGGGUAUGCUCCAGGCUGCGGCAGCUCAGCCUGUCGCAGGUGGUGCUCCGUGAAGCCGACUGUCAGCUACUGGGAUUUCUGCUGCCACCCUCGGGGCUGAGGAGCUUUCGGUUGACCUCGAGCUUCGUCACCCCCCAGGGCCUGGCCCCCCUGGUGUCCACUCUGAGCCGCUGCCACAACCUAGAGGAGCUGGAUGUGUCUAGCAGUGAGAUCUCUGGAGGAGACACACAGGCGCUGCUGGAGGCAUUAGAGGCCAAGUGCUGGCUGAGGAGGCUGGACCUCAGCCACCAGCACCUGAGCAGGCCCGCCCUGGCCACACUCCUCCCGGCCCUCAGUCACAUGACCCUCCUGCGGAGCCUCCGGCUGGACAGUGGCGACCUUGGCGACUCAGGCUGCUGCCCUCUGGCCACGGCGCUCAGAGCUACCCCGGACUUGGAGGAGCUGGGCCUGAGCCAGAACCAGAUUGGAGAUGCGGGUGCCCAUCACCUAGCUGCCCUCCUGCCCAAGCUGCCGGGGCUCAGGAAGAUCAACCUCUCAAAAAACAAACUGAGCCCUGUGGGUGGCGUCCACCUGGUCGAGUCCCUCACGCUCUGCAAGCAGCUGGAGGAGCUGACGCUGAGCCUCAAUGCCCUGGAGGACCGCACCGCCCUGGCGCUGGCACAGGGGCUGUCCCGGAAGCUUCGCAUCCUGCAGCUGCAGUCCACCGGUCUGGGCCCCAUAGGAGCACUGAGCCUGAGCCAGGCCCUGGAUGGGCACCCCUGCAUGGAGGAGAUCAGCUUGGCCGAGAACAGCCUGACUGGAAGUCUCCUGCUUCUCCGUGAAGGGCUCCCACGGCUCAGGCAGAUAGAUCUUAUUUUCUGUAAGGUCGAUGACCAGACUGCACCCUCCCUGGCCGCCAGCCUUCAGCUCUGCCCAGCCCUGGAGGAGAUCCUGUUGUCCUGGAACCUGCUCGGGGACCAGGCGGCCAAAGCGCUGGCCCAGGUCCUGCCACUCAUGCACCGGCUGAAGAAAGUCGACCUGGAGAGGAACCGGAUCACAGCCCACGGGGCCCAGCUCCUGGCCGAGGGGCUCGCUCAGGGCACGCAAGUGCAGGUCAUCCGCCUCUGGAGUAACCUCGUGCCCGACAACGUGGCCCAGCAUCUGCAGAGCCGAGAGCCCAGGCUGCACUUUGGAUUUUCUGACACCCAGCCCCGGGUCCCUCUGAACACCUGA
Molecule: messenger RNA, 5523 nt
Organism: Sorex fumeus (smoky shrew)
Lineage: Eukaryota; Metazoa; Chordata; Mammalia; Eulipotyphla; Soricidae
Gene: NLRC5
Product: NLR family CARD domain containing 5
Exons: 47
Coding region: 1-5523 (1840 amino acids)
Molecular function (GO): protein binding
Source: RefSeq, a predicted model, not a curated record